AUGAACUUAACUGAUUCUCAUUUUAGUAGUGGAAUAAAUUACAAUCAAGUUGGCUUAGUUUUAAACUCAGUUGAUUCUAACAUUAAUAUUAACGGAAGUAGCUUUUAAGAACUAAAUUCUGUUAGUGCUUCAGCAAUCCUUCACAAAUCUUCAUUUGAAGAAAUGGUUGUCUAUAACUUAUCAAUAAUUUCUAGCAAUUUCAGUGAUUGUUAUGCACGAGAUAAAGGAGGCUUCAUAUCUAGUGAUUCCUCGAAUAUGCUAAUUAGGUAAUCAAAUUUAUAAAAUGGAAAAGCAGAACAAAUUGGAGGUGCAAUUUAUCUUAAAUGCUCUCGAUCAAGCUCGUUAAAUAAUUACUUUACAAAUAAUAAGGCAAUAUAUGGAAAUGAUAUUGCAUCCUAUAGCUACAAACUUAAAAUCUUAAACACAGAUAUCAGUUUUCUCAGAAAUCUUGCAAGUGGAGGCUUACUUAAAGCGAAUUCCUUAAAAUUAGGUUUGUUUGAUUAAGAUGAACAACUAGUAAAUCUUGAUAAUUCAAGUUCAUUAUAAUUAUCCUCAGGAAGCGAAAGCCUAUCUAUUAAGGCAUUUACACUCAAUGGAAUAAAUUAAGAAAGAAUCAAGUUGUUUGAACCAAGAUUUGAUUCAACAUUAAUAAUAGACAUAAAAUUCAGAGAAUGCUUGACAGGAGAGGUUUUGAUUUAAAAUAAGUGCUAGUUCUGUACAAGGGGCACUUAUUCUCUUUCUAUCAAUGAUAUAACUUGCAAUUCAUGCCCUGCCAAAAUGAGAUGCGAUGGAGGAAGUGUAAUUUAAGUUGAUAAAAACUAUUGGAGAAGCAGUCAAAAUACUACAACUAUUUUCCAAUGUCCUAAAGUUGGUGUGUGUUAGUAAGUUUGCUAGUCAUUUAAUUUUUCAGAGGAGGCUACAACUCAGAGUGCAUUUUAGGGUAUUAAGGAAAAUUGUGCACUGAGUGCUCCAAAUAUCUUGAUGGAGAUUACUAUGCUAGAAGUGGUCAGUAUGCUCACUCAUCAGAAAGCCUAACAGAAAUAAUCUUUAAACCCUUUUGAUGCGCAUCCUUACAAAUUACUUUUAGAUUCUAAUGAUGAAUAUUUCUCAAUUGGUGGAUAAGGCUUCUCAUAGGUCUUGUCAUUCGAAUGCUUUCUUAAAAGUUCAGGAUUAGAUAGUACCAUAAAGCAAGUUUACUUAUUUGUUAUACUAAACGGAAUACUUCCAAUUAUUUUAAGUAACAGUUUUUCUUUGUUUAGUUGUGUUUAAAUGGAUGAUGGUAAACAGUAUCUUAGAUCUGAUAUGAGUAUUGAAUGCUGGACUCAAGAACACAAAAAUUUCUCUUUGCCAAUAUCUCUUCCAUUUAUAUUAGUUUGGGCUAUUUGCUUUCCAGUAUUUAUCACUCUUCAAUUGAUGAGAAAUAGAAAAAGUCUAUCUGAAGCAAAAUUAAUAAAAUAAUAUGGUUUGUUUUAUAGUGGUCUUAAUGAUAAGAACUUUUAUUGGGAAUUGGCCUAUGUGAAUGGAAAGAAACUGAUAUUUAUAUCUUUUUCCUCUGUACUUUCGACUUUUGAUCCAUUUUAUAGAAUUUCGAUACUUAUUGGAGGAAUCAUUUUCAUAGAUACUGAUUCUGAUAAAAAUGAAAAUUUUCAAGUGGCUAUGCUAGUAUUUAUAUUAGCUUCUAAUAUCCUAUUUGUGUCUUAUUGGAUGUCUUGUUUCCUCAGGAUAAUAAUCAAGAACAAUAUUGCUUUUAUAAAGAAGCGACUUGGAAUAAUGAAGUUUUAUAAAACUAAAAAUAAUACGGAGCUGAAAUAAUUGCAUGCAUUAAGAGCAAAUGAAAAAUAAGGUAAAUAAAAAGUUAAAGUAAAGAUUGGAAAUAUGAGUUAUAAAGACCUAUAUGAUUAGUAGUAAAAUAAUGGUAAUUUUCACUAGUCGUAGUACGAAUAGCUAAAUGAUUUAUCUUCAACUACUGUAAGAGAUUAUUAAUAGAGCAUAGAUCAUCCAACUACAAUUGGAAAUAAAAUUCAAAGCGUUAGAGAGUUAAAUACCUUCGAAGUCACGAAUUAUCAUUGA
This is a messenger RNA of Stylonychia lemnae, 2070 nucleotides long. The record is from the annotation of a GenBank genome assembly. Lineage: Eukaryota; Ciliophora; Spirotrichea; Sporadotrichida; Oxytrichidae.